Molecule: messenger RNA, 1182 nt
Organism: Vigna radiata var. radiata (mung bean)
Lineage: Eukaryota; Viridiplantae; Streptophyta; Magnoliopsida; Fabales; Fabaceae
Exons: 2
Coding region: 1-1182 (393 amino acids)
Source: RefSeq, a predicted model, not a curated record
AUGACUGAAAAUAGGAAUGGUGAUGGUGAUGGGCAAGAUAGACGCACUCUGGAGGAUUUCAAUACCUUCUCAGGGUCGUUUCAUUUCAAUAGUAUUAUUCGGCCACAGAUCAAUGCACCAAACAUGGAGGUGAAGCCUGCUCUCAUUCAUCUGGUGCAUAGCAAGCAAUUUCAUGGCCUGACACACGAAGAUCCAUUCAGCCUCACUUCAUGGGAUAAUGUGGUGGCAAAGUUUUGCAACAAAUACUUUCCUCAAUCCAAAGUAACCAAAGGGAAGCAAGAGAUCUCAUUUUUCCAGCAGGGUUUUAGUGAGACACUGAGUCAAGCUUGGGAAAGAUUCAAAGGGCUACUAAGGAAAACACUCACUCAUGGGUUUGACGAGCCCACAGUCUUGAACGUGUUCUUGGGAGGACUGGGUUCCCAAACUAAGUUGAUGUUGGAUGCCUCAACUGGAGGAAACAUCUGUUGGAAGACCCCAGAGGAAGCCCGAGAGCUCAUUGAAAACAUGGCUGCUAAUGACAAUGAAUCACAGAAUGAGAGGGGGCAACAAAGAGGUGUCUUACAACUCCAGUCUCAUGAUGCCAUCUUGGCCCAAAAUAAACUCAUGACCCAACAGCUUGAAAUUCUCAUGAAUAAAGUCUCACAGUUGAAAGAGCACCAAAAUGUGUCACACGCCCAACAUCAAGGAUGUGCACUGUGUGGUGAAGAGCAUAUAAGUGGCCAGUGUGUGAAGCAAGGCAUUACCCAAGAAGGUGUAAACUACAUGGGUAAUCAAAACCGGCCAAACAAUUACAACCAAGGUUGGAGACCCCAUCCUAGCAUGGGCCAAGGGCAAGCUGGGCCAUCAAACAGACCACCACAUCAACAAUACCAACCUCACUCUGCUUGUGCUGAACGAUCCUCUAUGUUGGAAGACAUUCUCCAACAGUUUAUGCAAGUCUUCAUUUCUAAUCACAAAAGCACUAGAGCUUCCAUCAGAAACUUGGAGAUUCAAAUGGGCCAACUUGCCAAGAAGUUGGAAGAGAAAUCUGAUAAGGAUUUUGGAGCCAAUACAGAAGCUAACCCAAAGGAAGAGUGUACAAUUAUCACCACUAGAAGUGGUAAGGUGUUAGUUGAAAAAGUGAGGGAGGACAAAGAAAAGAAAAAUGAGGAAGUGGAGAGACAGAGUGGAGAGAAAGGAUAA